CCGCCCAGCCGUCCUUUGGCGUUCAUUGUCUGAGGAGUCGGUCAGAAGCCACUCCUCAAGGCAAACCGUAGGGGGUUCCACAGGAGGCCAGGGGAACCUGGUAGAGCUUCAAGGCCCCCCACGGCCCUCACACACCUCCUGCAGCAGGAGAGGCUUCAACUAGGAAUUCUUCAUUACAUCACUGAGUAAUGGAUGACAAUGGGAAAGAAAGAGAGAAGAGGGAUGAAGUUGGUAAACCUGAAAAGCCGAAGAAGGACCGGUUCAAUUCCUUCUUUACAGAUCUGCGCACACUGCUGCAAACUCAUGGUUAUCCUGUGAAAGGAGACAAAUCUAAAACAUCACAGCGCACCACUGCCCUCUCACAGAGGAAGGAAGGCAAAAUCAAUCCAGAAGGCUCUCAAGAGAAACCAAGCUGGAUUCCAUCAUUUCAUACCUAUGAAGACUUCAACCGAAAGGCACUACAGUCAAUAGAUGGCUUUAUGAUUAUACUGAGCACAGAUGGAGUGAUCACUUUUGUGGCUGAAAACAUCUCUUCUCUCCUUGGCCAUUUACCAGCUGAUAUUGUGGGCAAAAAAUUGUUAAGCCUUCUUCCUGAUAAAGAGAAAAAUGAAGUCUACCGAAAGAUUAUUCUCAAACUUCCUUUGUCAAACUCAGUAGGAGGACAUAUUGAGUUUUGCUGUCAUUUAAAAAAAGGAAGUGUUGAGCAAGGUAGCAGUCCUGCUUAUGAAUAUGUGAAAUUCAUUCUGAGUGUAAAAGAUUUUUCUAAUGAGCCUUUUGUGAUCUUCAGCAGCUACUUUCCGAAACGCCCCCGUGUUGGGUCAUCUGUUACAAAUCUUUGGGAGGAUCGGUUUUAUCUUGUGGGAACUGUUUGUAUUCUCAGGGUUCAGACCCUACAGGAACUUUGCUCUGCAAAGGAAUCCAGUGGAGAAGUUGUAUGUAUACAAGAUUCAGAUGAAGAAUGUUUUUCAAAGGGCCGCAGAAGUGUUCACCAUCAAAGAAGUUCUAGAAUGGGAGCUCUGCGUGCUGAAUCUACUACUGCAGCUGCCUUCAAAGAUCAAGUUGAUAUUGUAGAAGUUGAGCAAUAUGGACCACAAGAAACCCUUGAAGUAAUUAGAAUACGAUCUGAUUCAUCUUGUGAGUCCAGCACAUCUUCGCUGGAAACCAUGCCUGAAUCACCAGCCAUGUUAUCCUUGCAUAGCUUUGAAUAUGAGUCUGAUGUAGAUCUGAUGAAUGAAGACAACCCUGUGGACCUGGACACAGAGGACUCAGUGGAGCAGCAGGACCUGGUGGACUCAACGGACACUGUGGACCUGGUGGAACAAGAAGGCCUGAUGGACAUAGUGGACCUGGUAGAUCAGCAGGAUGCAGUAAACUCAGAGUACCAGGAGGAUUUGAUUGACCUGGUGGAGAAGAAGGCCUUCCCCUCCUCUAGCAAGGCUGCUGGCACCAGUGCUCAGCCAUCACAACCAUCACUGUCAAUUGCAUCCUACAUCGAUAACCGUGAUCUGGAACUGUUGGAGAAGUUCAGGGAGCAGCUAGAAGAGAGGACUCGGGUGCUGCAGGCUAUUAUCAAAAGCCAGCAGGAUGCACUGCAAGUGAUCAAGGAGCAGCUUCAAGCACUUCGGGAUGCUAGAGUUCAGGUACAGCCAACUGCAACAUGCCGCAUUGUCAGUCCUGAUCCCCAGUCUUUGGGGGCAGUGCCCAAGAAACAACGCACUGGACAAGUGAAGCGGUCCCUCCCAGAUAUCAAGGAGGCCAAACGGUUUUGUGAUUCAUAUUCAUUCCCGUCUUUGAAAUUCAUUGAGAAGUUUGAGGAGCCUUCUCUCUUCUCCACCCAGACCAAGCCUAUUGUUGUUCCUGUCCAAAUGAUAGCUGAGCCACAGCCUUCUGACUCUUAUCAAGAGGAAGACCUUGGGUGUCAGGAAAAUGAGAGUCAUAGUUUUCUUCCUGAGGCACAUCAGGGCCCUCCCAUGGAUCAGCCACCAUUGGGGUAUAGCUCAAGCACUCAGCCAAUUUCUUCUACCAGCUUUCCUCAGUCUCCCAUAAAUCCAGAAGUGAAAUUGCCCACACUGGAGACCCCAGAGGAUUACAUCCAACUUUGGCAACAGUCGCCUGAUCCACAAGGUCACCUUUUUCUUCAAGCGAAUAUUUGGCCUUCCAAUGAGCAGGCCUCCAUGCAGGGUCAAGACCCCUGGAACCAGCAGAUACAGGUUCCCAAGGCAGGAGCCCAGGACCCCCCGGGUCCAGAAGCUUUUCAGGGCCCCUCGGAAUGCCAGCCACAACAAAUGAGGUACUUCCUGCCUGCAGAGCAGCCCUAUGUGGAUGAACAGCAGCAGCAGCAGCAGCAGCAGCAGCAGCAUUACAUUUAUGACCAGCCAUGAGAGAAGUGGGGAGGGGUCAGGCCAAUGAGGUCUGCAUGGCCAGGGGAACUGCAUGUUGCAGAGUCCCUUGUAGUAGGGGUUGGGGGGUGGAGACUUACUUUUCUUUCCUGAUAAGAUAUGUUUAUAACUGUUGAGCAAUAGCCUGUUCCUUGGCAGUCGUACUGCAGAGGUAGCCUGUGAUCUCUAGUGUGCUAAUAUAUGACACAGCUGUCCCCUGCCUUCCCUGCCCAGCUUCUCAUAUCCAUGUUCCACCAUAGGCAAGUAGGCUUCAGAGAAUCUGCUCAAGUUUUUCUGCCAAAACAAACAAACAACAACAACAAAGAAAAAACAGAGUUGUUUGCAAUCUAGUAAGAGGCUCUUCUGUUUUAGCUGCAAGAAUGAUCAAGCCCCGCCUCUCUCCUCCACAGUCUUGUCAUAGAAGCCCGGUGGGGGAGGGGUGGAACUGCAACAGCGGAAACCUAAAAUCAGCCCAACAGAAGCACUUAGGAGCUAAAAUAAUUAUGGCUUCAUUGCUUAAUAAACAUUUUCUUUCACUGAAA
Messenger RNA from Microcebus murinus (gray mouse lemur), 2920 nucleotides. The record is from RefSeq and is a predicted model, not a curated record. NCBI's taxonomy places the organism in Eukaryota, Metazoa, Chordata, Mammalia, Primates, Cheirogaleidae.